This is a messenger RNA of Gekko japonicus, 444 nucleotides long. Its product is annotated as profilin-1-like. The record is from RefSeq and is a predicted model, not a curated record. Gene Ontology annotation, biological process: positive regulation of actin filament bundle assembly; actin cytoskeleton organization; regulation of actin filament polymerization. Gene Ontology annotation, cellular component: cytoplasm. Gene Ontology annotation, molecular function: actin binding. Lineage: Eukaryota; Metazoa; Chordata; Lepidosauria; Squamata; Gekkonidae.
AUGAGCUGCAUAAAUGUACCCGGCCUAGUGAAACAAUACUGCUACAUCGACAGCCUGAUGGCCGACGGCACCUGCCAGGACGCUGCCAUCGUGGGCUACAAAGACGUGCCGUCUGUCUGGGCUGCCGCGGGCAAGACCUUCGCCGGCAUUACGCCAGCGGAAGUAAACGUCCUGGUAGGAAAGGACCGAGACAACAUGUUUGUGAACGGGCUGACGCUUGGGGGCCAGAAGUGUUCCGUCAUCUGGGACAGCUUGCACACGGACGGGGAGUGUACCAUGGACCUGCGGACCAAGAGCACAGGCGGAGCCCCCACCUUCAACAUCACAGCAGCCGUGACCAGCAAGAUGAUAGUCCUCAUGAUGGGGAAGGAAGGUGUCCACGGCGGCUGCAUGAACAAGAAGUGCUUUGAGAUGGCCAACCACUUGCGGAGAUCCCAGUAUUGA